AGGUGGUUCCAGUCUUCGCAUAUAGGAGUUAUCGUCCAGGAAUAAAUCAAGCUCUCACCCGACCACGGAAUCGCUGCUGGCAGUCAACAUUGUUGGGCGGAUAUAUUCACGAAUUCUACACGACUUCGGAUUUGUGCCUGGAGACUUUUGGCCGUCACUGACUCUUUUAAUCAUACUUCUUAAACACAUUGCAACAUGGCGAACGACGAAUACGAUUUCCUUUUCAAGGUUGUCUUGAUCGGAGAUUCUGGUGUCGGUAAAUCCAACCUGCUUUCGCGAUUCACCCGAAACGAGUUCAACUUGGACAGCAAGUCAACUAUCGGUGUCGAGUUCGCUACCCGCAGCAUCCAGGUCGACAACAAGACCAUCAAAGCGCAGAUCUGGGAUACCGCAGGACAGGAGCGUUACCGUGCUAUUACAUCUGCCUACUACCGUGGAGCUGUCGGCGCACUGCUCGUCUACGAUAUCUCCAAACACCAAACUUACGAGAACGUCACGAGAUGGUUGAAGGAGCUUCGAGAUCAUGCGGAUACCAAUAUUGUGAUCAUGCUGGUGGGCAACAAGAGCGAUUUGAGGCAUCUGCGGGCAGUGCCGACUGAAGAGGCCAAGGAGUUUGCGAGCACCAACUCGUUGAGCUUUAUCGAAACCUCUGCGCUUGACGCGAGCAACGUUGAGCUUGCUUUUCAGAACGAAUUGACGGAGAUCUACCGCAUUGUGUCCAGCAAAGCACUCACGCAAGAGGAGGGAGGUGUCGGACCAAGCACCGGCACUUCAAUUCCUCUGUCCAACCCGCCGGCUGACGCCGCGAAGAAGGGACAAUGCUGCUAGACCACUAAUUCACGCUUACGGAUCAUCGAGUAACGAAUUUCUUUACGCCGAACGAUGUGCAUGUUUGCGAGAGCGAGAUCUGUGGAGGCAACAUGGGGCGUUUGUGGAGUCUGAUACUAUUCCAGGCGCUUUUGGCUGGGCAGGCUUUGAUAGUCCUAGGUAUCGUUUGACAGAGCUUUUUUCCGAAGCAUUCAGAAUACAUUUCCGCGUUGACAUCGCUGCGCCUUGCGCAACAAUUAUGGAAUCGGUAUGGGCA
This is a messenger RNA of Dissoconium aciculare CBS 342.82, 1084 nucleotides long. RefSeq names its product ras-like protein rab-11A. Gene Ontology annotation, biological process: exocytosis. The transcript has 5 exons. Gene Ontology annotation, cellular component: recycling endosome. Gene Ontology annotation, molecular function: GTPase activity; GTP binding. Bases 196 to 828 code for a protein of 210 amino acids. The record is from RefSeq and is a predicted model, not a curated record. NCBI's taxonomy places the organism in Eukaryota, Fungi, Ascomycota, Dothideomycetes, Mycosphaerellales, Dissoconiaceae.